This is a messenger RNA of Cadophora gregata, 933 nucleotides long. RefSeq lists its product as uncharacterized. Gene Ontology annotation, molecular function: S-adenosylmethionine-dependent methyltransferase activity. NCBI's taxonomy places the organism in Eukaryota, Fungi, Ascomycota, Leotiomycetes, Helotiales, Ploettnerulaceae. The record is from RefSeq and is a predicted model, not a curated record. The transcript has a single exon. The coding region runs from base 1 to 933 and encodes 310 amino acids.
AUGACCUCCUCAAGUGAACCAAAGCCCGGCUUCUCAAGCCCUGACUUCAGCUGGGACAUUUACAUCAAAUACAGACCAGCCUAUCCCAGAUCUUUCUGGGAUUGCAUCUAUAACUACCACGACUCCCACUCGGGUCAAUAUGGGGUCGCACAUGAUGUUGGAUCAGGUGCUGGUAUAGCAUCACACGACCUGGCUCGAAAGUUUCGGCACGUUAUCGUCUCAGACCCAAACGACAAUUACACAAACAUCGCAUCCGAGCGCCUGAUUUCUCAGUAUGGGCAUCCCAAAGAAAAGUUUACUUUCUUACAAGAGAAAGGAGAGAAAAGUAGUGUAAAGAAUGCGACAGUGGAUCUGCUUGUUGUUUGUGAAGCAAUCCACUGGAUGGAUGUUGAUUUGGCCAUGGAAGAAUUCGCGAGACAACUAAAGCCUGGCGGAACACUUGCGAUCUCGCAUUACGGUCGACCCAUUAUGAUUGAUAAUCCUCGAGCACAGAGUAUCUGGGAUCGUAUCUUCGAUAUAUGGGUAGAAAGGAAUUUCUAUCGGGAUGAAGUUCAUACGAGGACCGUCAAAAAUGGGGACACUGGGCUUGAUGUCGUUCAGUUUUCUCCUGAACAUUGGAAAGAGGGUGUGAAGCGGAUUUGGAUCAAUACUGGAGGACAAGAGGAUGCCUUUUCAAUGAGUGUAAGACAUACCGAUCCAUUUCCAAGUCGGGUAGGAGCGGGGGAGGUCAAAGUUUUGAUUGAGAACGACGGGGAUUGGAUGGACGAAGGAGACCUACAGUGGUUGAAGGGGCUGUUCGCUACUUUCAUCCCAGCGAUUCCAGAAGAGAAGAUCAAUGAUCUCUGGGAUGAGAUGGAUGAUGCAGUUGGGAAGGGAAACAAAAUCAGGUUUACUUGGCCAGUCGUGCAGUUGUUGGCAACGAAGCGAUGCUAG